Molecule: messenger RNA, 6110 nt
Organism: Grus americana (Whooping crane)
Lineage: Eukaryota; Metazoa; Chordata; Aves; Gruiformes; Gruidae
Gene: NCOA5
Product: nuclear receptor coactivator 5
Exons: 9
Coding region: 2922-4745 (607 amino acids)
Biological process (GO): regulation of signal transduction
Cellular component (GO): nucleoplasm
Molecular function (GO): RNA binding
Source: RefSeq, a predicted model, not a curated record
GCGGCGGCCUGAGGCGGACCGGGCCCGGCGCGGCGAUAUUAAAGCAGCGGAAAGAAGAAAUAUGAAUAAGGCUUCAUCAAGGUCCAGUCCGGCACGAAGGUUGUAAGAGACUUGUGAGGAAGAAUACACUUCAUGUUUGCUCCUGCCUCAAGUAUCAGAGAAGCCAAGACAUAUCUAGAGAAUGCCGAGGGGCUGUAGCAUUCCCAGUGUCAUGCUGCAGAGGACUUCAGGAUCUUGACUCUUCUGAUGUCGAAAGCUUCCAGUGCUGAAAUGAGACUGGAAAAGAACAUGCAAGCGAAGCAUGAGACAAAGCAAACAUCUCUAUUGCACUGUCCUGUCUGCAUGUGUGCUUGUGUUGUCAGUACCUGGAACCAGUGCCCUUCUGCACAGUUAGAGUGUACCUGCCAGCUUCUCCUGGUUUCCCACCCCUCGGUAGGCAUGCUGUGUGCAGCUCCUGCACAUCCUCUGUGUGUGAAGUCAAGGCAAGUGGAGAAGACACGGACUGUCUUGUCACAGGAAGAUAACUUCGGUUUCCUUUCCAUGGCAUUACUAGGGAGCGCACAAAGACGUGCCAUGGUUACACUCUGGUAUAAGGCGUGCAUCUUCUGUGUCUAUACUGUAAAGCUUUCCACACAAAGGAGUGUUGUGUGUCGGACUUGAAGGUAAUCAAGCUCCCACGUGUGGUGUGCUCUACUAACUUCACCUGUUAAAUUAUAAAAAAUGGGAGAAAAGUGCAACUAGCAAGACAUCUACCACCAAAAAUCAGAGAAUGAGUAGCUGCAAUCCUUGAUAUCGUCUCAAUCUUUUGUAUGUUGUGCACUUACCCUGUUGUGCACAGGGCCAAAUACACUUGCAGAGACCAGCACGUGGGCAUUGCCAGGAAGUGCUUCGGGCACACAGCUGGGGGUUCCCGUUACAGAUGUGGCAAGCCUUGGACCCGGGCAGUGUCAGGUGUGCUUGGUGCCGGCACGAGGAGCCCAAGAAUACUGCAAGUACAUGAGCAGCAGGCACUGAUGGCACAUCUUUGGCCUCGGUGGCACUGCAGGUGCGUAAUGCUGAAGGUGCCAGACAACACUCAAUAUGAGAGGCCGGCACCUAUGCCAUGAGUGUUGGUCCUUGGACCACAUUGCAGAGGGGCAAGCAGCAGGCACUGAUGCCGUGGGCAUUGGGACCUGUGUCAUCCUGCAUCUGUGCAAGAGCAGCUGCCCAUGUCUUGGGCCCUAAGGAGCACUGGAGGUGUGAGAGCCGUGGGCAGUGGUGCCAUGGGCACCGGGCUGUAGAGCGGACUCCCACCAUGGCUGCCAAAGGCUUUGAUGACACUGUGACAGGCACUGGAUUCCAGCGGGCACUGCAGACACCAUGGCCAUCCUGUGUCACUAGCACCAGGUCCCAAGUAGCACCAUGGGCACGGAUGGCAAUGAGAUCAUGGCUGCAGAUGCACAGAUGGCGGAUGAUGGACUCUGGACUGUGCUGCAGGCGUGUGAACAAUGGCUGCUGAUGCUGGGGUGCGCAGUCCCGCUGUGCUAGAGGCGGCAGUGCUGGGACAGCGGUGCAGAGUCCUGAGCAGAUGCGGGCAAUGGUGCUGAUGCUGUGGGAGUUGGACAGUGGUGACAGGCGCGGAAGCAGAAGACUGCUGCGCCUUCGUGCUGCUGCCUCUCUGCAAGCAGCAGGGCAGCGAUGCAGAGGCAAGAGCAGAGGAGACCCGCGCCACGUCGGUACUUCUGUCGCAGUUGUGCGUUGUUCAUUCUGGAUCUUUUUGUCUCUACAGAUAAUGAACGUGGCCUGUUCUGGUCACCCCCGCUCCAGCUGGAAUAAAUGUCAUAUGCCAAACAAUUACCCUGCAUCUGGCUGUUUUGCUAUAUAGUCUUACAGCUACAGAAAGAUCAGUUACUCAAUAUCAAUUAGAGCAAAUCAGAAGUUUCCCCUGAGCUUCUGCCAUUGUUCAUUGUAGGUUGGGGGGAAGGGGGCGAUGACGUGUAUCUCUCAUGGGAUGUGGUUUCAAUACAGAUCAUGAACAAAAAAGUGGAUUUGUGUGUCCAAGAGGCUGAAGGAGUUUACACUUGUUUGUGUGCAAGUACAGUGUUUCUUUUCCAGAAGGAGCCUAUGUAUGCUCUUGGUGGCAACGCACUGUUUUGCCUCAAGAUCUGUUUUGUAUCUGACAUUAAAAAAAAAAAAAAAAAAGAGAAUGGCAGUGCUGCUGUGUAUCCCCCAGCGCAGCUGGGUGUCUAACCACCGCAGUCCAUGCACAGAUGCUGCACAUCCAUCUCCUUACUGUCUGCUCUACCUGACAUUGAACUCACUGCUCCUGUGGUUCUCUCCAGGUGACUAGUAUGUGAAUGCACUGUAGUGGAACCAGAUUUAUGUUCUGCUUAUCUUUCAUAAACUAGAUGAGGCUGGUAGAGAACUCUCAAAGUCUGUCAAGUUUUGGAAAUAAAAAGAUUCAAAAAGCUGGGUUUUUUUCCAAUGGUUGUCAGUAUCUUGGAAAAACAGCAUUCAAAUACAUGAAGCUCAGUCAUUUCUCUGCAAGAUUUUUUUAUGUUUGGCUUAGACUACAGUGAAAGUUUUGGUUUUUUUCUGGAAAACAAAAUAUGACCUGGAAAAACACUACUGUUUUGGGAAAAGAUGAAGACCGGAACGUUAUUCUUUCUUGCCUCUGAAGAUGGUGCAGUGCAAAGUCUGAAUGAGAUGGAUCAUUCAGAUGUGACAGAGAAGCCUGUUGCUGCUGGGGAUGCCAUGCUGGUUGGGUUUAGUACCCUCUUAACAUGUGGCAUCGUAAACAUAAGACUGGCUUUCUACGGAAACUAUCCCUUCAAAUCCUGGACACAGCGGUAGCUAUCAUUGCUUUCUGCUAGCAGCACAAACCCAACCACAACACAGAACCUACAGUGUCUUUGCUCACAACAAGCUCCUUUUUUAAUCACAUGCCAAUAACAAGUUAUUUCAGAGAGCAAUAUGCCUACGGGGAUGGCCGAGAUGCCAGACGUGACCGCUCCCCUCUUCGGGGGAGCCCACGGAGAGACCCCAGAGAUGGCAGGGAUGGUAGAAAUGGGCGAGAUUCCAGAGACACUCGAGACAUCCGAGCUAGAGACAUGCGGGACGCCAGAGACCACAGGGACCCACGAGACCUGCGAGACCCACGGGAUGUCAGGGAUCCAAGAGACUUGCGGGACCCUCGUGAUGUUAGAGAUCUUCGUGACCCACGGGAGCCACUGUAUGAUCGAUACAGAGAUCCACGGGAUAUGAGGAAUCCACGAGAUGUGAGGGAUCCACGGGACAUGAGAGAUCCACGGGACAUGAGAGACCCUCGGGACCCUUUAUACAGACGAGAUGAAGCUUAUGACCGUUACCUUCGCCUUGAAGACUACUAUCGGCGGAAGGAUGACUCUUAUUAUGACCGUUACAAAGAGCAUUUUGAUAGAGCACCAGUGAAUUCAGAUGACCGUCUGAAGCGUGAGGAGCGGCGCCGAGAGGAGCUGUACCGUCAGUACUACGAGGAAAUCAAGAGACGUUUUGAUGCAGAGAGACCUGUGGAUUGUUCUGUGAUAGUGGUGAAUAAACAGACGAAGGAGUACGCGGAGUCAGUGGGGCGGAAGGUGCGGGAUCUGGGCAUGGUAGUGGACCUGAUCUUCCUCAACACAGAGAUGUCACUGACGCAAGCCCUGGACGAUGUGAGCAGAGGAGGCUCUCCUUUUGCCAUUGUCAUCACCCAGCAGCAUCAAGUUCACCGCUCUUGCACUGUUAACAUCAUGUUUGGCACCCCACAAGAACACCGCAACAUGCCCCAAGCUGAUGCCAUGGUGCUGGUGGCAAGGAAUUACGAACGCUACAAAACAGAGUCACGGGAGAAGGAGCGUGAGGAAAUCGCCCGGCAGGCUGCCAAGAUGGCAGAUGAAGCUGUUCUGCAGGAGCGGGAGCGCCCACCCCCCAUGGAGGAGGGUGUCAGAGGAGGUCACCCUCCAGGGAUUCAGACUCUCUUGAACCUGCUGGCAGACAAUCGCUAUCUAACUGCUGAGGAGACUGAUAAAGUAAUUAAUUACUUGAGAGACCGGAAGGAACGGUUACUGAGGGGAAGCACUGAUUCUCUGCAAGCAUCCAUGUCAAGACAGUCUUUGGGGGCACCUUCAGGAUCAUCUCUGGGUAGUCAGUCCAGCCUUCCAAGCUCUCAGGCUCAUCAAGGUUCACAGCCUCUGGUCUCUGCUCCUUCUGUUCCAGUGUCCUCUUCUAAUCCUCAGCAGGAGCUUCAAGCAAAAAUCCUCAGUCUCUUCAACAGCGGGGCGGCAGCGGCAGCAGCUGCUGUAGCGAACAGCAGUUCUGCAGCCUCUGCGGGCACUUCGGGUGGCACUCCAAACCAGAACUUUGCUAACAUGGCCAGCGGUCAAGCCCGGUCAGCACAGAUGGGUGCUGGAAAUUUAAACCAGGCUCAGCAGAGAUUGCAGACUCCAAGCACGCAGCUUCCUGCUCUCCAAGGCCCUUCAAGAAAUGCAGGUCCAAGACCUGGAGCUCCUCCACAAGCUCAGUCGCUCUAUGGUCAGCACCAAAAUCGCCUCCCUGCACCUGGCAACGUACCUGCUCAAAGGCCAGUAUCUUCUGGUAUCAACUUUGACAACCCUAGUGUACAGAAAGCCUUGGACACCCUUAUCCAGAGCGGUCCUGCACUCUCCCACCUAGUGAGCCAAACCGUGGCCCAGGGGCGAGCAGGGUCCUCAGCCCAGCAACCUAUGGGUUCCUACCAGCGACACUAUUAAAGCUGAGCUGUCAGGCCCUUUCCCCUUCCCUUUGCCAUUCCAUACUUCCAGCUGUUUAAAGAGUCUCCUGUCCUUGACACGGGAUGGAUGCCCCUGGAUAUGCAUGUCCUCUCCACUUUGGCGAGAGUGUACCCCCAGUGGCAUUGCUGCUGACUGUUGCUAGCGCUGCCCUUCCUCACCUUGGUCUGGUUAGCAGUGUUUGGAGAAGUAUGCUCUAUUUUCUCAGUGGCACAAUGUGCUAAGAGCAGCUUUGGAUAAUUGGUUGUUUUGUCCGGUCCCAGAAGCUGCUGCAAUGAUGGUCCUCCUGCAUUUUCCUCACUUCCAGUAGCUGGUGCAUCUUCACAUUGCGAUGCAGUCUGGUCUCGCUAAAUGGCCUUAGUAUAGUUUUGGGUCAGUGGUUUUGAGGAAGUAGGGGGACUGAACAGAGCAGUACACUGGCUGGGCCUUUUUGGAGACCCACCUUUUUGGAAUGGGCACUAUUUUUCUUUGGAUAUCUUUUUUUAUUUCUUUUUUUAAUGGCAUAUAAGCCAGUUGGAAAGUAUGGUGGUAGAGCUAGCAGCUGAACUCAUGAAGCACACGCCUGAGUACUAUUCAGUAACCCGGGACUGUGCCGUUUGGUCCUUCCGUAGCUGGACAGUCAUCCUGGCAGAGUGAGGCAGAGAAAUGCUCCUCACCUCACCCAGCUCACGGAAACUGGCAGCUUUGGUCUGAAUACCAUGGCAGAUCUGAAAUGCAAGAGCUUCCAGCCAAAGCAGAGAUUUCAAAUGGUCUGUCAAUUUUUCUACACCGUGUAGUCAGUGUUAAGAUCAAUCUGUUAAAUUUGGUGUAUAAAUUUCCUUUUCCUACAAUUUUGCUGUGGGAUGGUUGGUUACGGUAGCCCAACAGCUCAGCCGCAGCCCGGGUGAUGUGCUGCUGGCCCUCCCUUGGGAAUUCCUGCAGCCAGUUACCAGGUGGUGAAUGUCUGCUCUCUGAAACUUCAUCUCACUGCUUGACGGGUGUUUUGUCCAUCUAAGGUGGAGAGGCAGUGCCAAGAUGCAAUAUCAUAAUUUUAUACAUUUUUUUCAACACUUCAGUAGCUGCAGCGGACAGUUGAGUGGAAAAUCAGGCAGUGAUUCUUCACCAUGUUUUUAACCAGUAACAUACUUUGAUACCAGAACACAAAGCGUCUCUUAACUAUGUGGUCCUCCCCAUCACGGCCUUCUUAGAGUCUGUAGGCUUCCUGCAGAGAACCGAAAGAAACUAAGAAAGCGGUGUUCUUGAAGCAGAGGAUUUUUCUUUGUCCCAGGUGGUUUGUGUUGUAGCAUUUUUUUUCUCUCUGUGCUGUUAACAAGAGGACAUUACUUUUUAAUAAAAAGACAGGAAAAA